Messenger RNA from Trichomonas vaginalis G3, 804 nucleotides. RefSeq names its product ATP adenylyltransferase family. NCBI's taxonomy places the organism in Eukaryota, Parabasalia, Trichomonadida, Trichomonadidae. The record is from RefSeq and is a predicted model, not a curated record. Gene Ontology annotation, molecular function: ATP:ADP adenylyltransferase activity; ATP binding. Gene Ontology annotation, biological process: nucleotide metabolic process. The coding region runs from base 1 to 804 and encodes 267 amino acids. The transcript has a single exon.
AUGCUUUCGCUAAAAGAGAAAGUACUGACUCAUGCAUUUGAUUGCUUUAAGGCAAGAACUGCUUUCAUCAUAUCACAGAAACAUCAUAUUGUUGAAAAAGAUGGACUAAAGUUCCAGUUCAACUUUUAUGAUCGAAGUGUUUACACCGGUGAUCAUCCUCCACGCGAAGAAUCCAAAGAUCCAUUACUUCCUCCAUAUCCGCCUCAUAUUUUGGCCACCCAUUUGCAAAAUGGAGCCGCUCACAACAUUCAAAUUAAUUUAUACUCAUUUAAACCAGGUCAUGUUGUAAUUUCUUCUGAUAAUCCAUCAGAUAGACAAGGUGAUCCAUUGAAUGAUACUGAUUUUCAUGCCUUUUCUCAAUUCUUAUUAGAUUUUGGAAACAAAGGCAUCGGAUAUUACAAUUCGGGAAAUGAAAGCGGAUGCUCACAGCUCCAUAAACACAUCCAAUAUAUUCCAACAGAAGAUUUUCCAAUUGCUGACGUAAUGUCAAAAGGCAAAAACCUCCCAUGGCUUUACUAUUCGAAGAAAAUAGAAUGGUUUUCUCCAGAAUGCGUAAAAGAUGCAUGGAAUGACUUAACAUCCCGAAUGAAAUCAGGAAAAUUUGGAGAUGAUAUCAAACAUUUUAACUUUGUUCUUACAAAACAUCAUGCAUUCUUAGUACCUCGUAAACAAGCUCGUCAUAGGCUUGGCAUUACUCUCAAUUCUUUGGGAGUUUGUGGUCAAUUUUUCACUUAUGAAGAAAAGUUCGAGUCAAUGAAAGACCAUCCAAUUGAUAUUGUUAGAGACCUUUGUUAUGCAAUAUAA